Molecule: messenger RNA, 1708 nt
Organism: Gracilinanus agilis (Agile Gracile Mouse Opossum)
Lineage: Eukaryota; Metazoa; Chordata; Mammalia; Didelphimorphia; Didelphidae
Gene: DPYSL5
Product: dihydropyrimidinase like 5
Exons: 12
Coding region: 14-1708 (564 amino acids)
Cellular component (GO): cytoplasm; cytosol
Molecular function (GO): hydrolase activity, acting on carbon-nitrogen (but not peptide) bonds, in cyclic amides
Source: RefSeq, a predicted model, not a curated record
UCUCCUUAGGAAAAUGCUUGCCAAUUCAGCCAGUGUAAGAAUUCUCAUCAAAGGAGGCAAGGUAGUAAAUGAUGACUGCACCCAUGAGGCUGACGUCUAUAUUGAAAACGGCAUCAUUCAGCAGGUGGGAAGAGAACUCAUGAUACCAGGAGGAGCCAAGGUGAUAGAUGCAACUGGAAAAUUGGUGAUUCCUGGGGGCAUAGAUACCAGCACUCAUUUCCACCAGACCUUUAUGAAUGCUACCUGUGUGGAUGAUUUUUACCAUGGAACGAAGGCAGCACUGGUAGGAGGAACAACCAUGAUUAUAGGCCAUGUUCUACCUGACAAAGAUACUUCCCUCCUGGAUGCCUAUGAGAAGUGCAGGAACUUAGCAGACCCCAAAGUGUGUUGUGACUACUCACUCCACAUGGGAAUCACCUGGUGGUCCCCAAAGGUAAAAGCUGAAAUGGAGAUUCUUGUGAGAGAGAAGGGUGUCAACUCAUUCCAGAUGUUUAUGACCUACAAAGACUUAUAUAUGCUUCGAGAUAGUGAAUUAUAUCAAGUGUUCUGUGCUUGCAAGGAUAUUGGUGCAAUAGCCCGAGUCCAUGCUGAAAAUGGAGAACUUGUGGCAGAGGGUGCCAGAGAGGCACUAGAUUUGGGAAUCACUGGACCAGAAGGAAUAGAGAUCAGCCGUCCAGAGGAGCUGGAAGCAGAAGCUACCCACCGAGUUAUCACUAUUGCUAACAGGACUCAUUGUCCGGUUUACCUGGUCAACGUUUCCAGUAUCUCUGCCGGAGACGUCAUUGCUGCUUCUAAGAUGCAAGGUAAAGUUGUCUAUGCAGAGACCACCACCGCACAUGCCACUUUGACAGGCUUACACUAUUACCAUCAGGACUGGUCCCAUGCAGCUGCUUAUGUCACAGUGCCCCCUCUGAGGCUGGACACCAAUACUUCCACCUACCUCAUGAGUCUGCUAGCCAAUGAUACUCUGAACAUUGUAGCUUCUGACCAUCGGCCCUUCACCACAAAACAGAAGGCAAUGGGCAAGGAAGAUUUCACUAAGAUCCCUCAUGGAGUGAGUGGAGUACAAGAUCGUAUGAGUAUCAUCUGGGAGAGAGGCGUGGUGGGAGGAAAGAUGGAUGAAAACCGUUUUGUGGCAGUGACUAGUUCAAAUGCAGCCAAGAUUCACAACCUGUAUCCCCGCAAGGGCCGCAUCAUCCCUGGAGCUGAUGCUGAUGUGGUUGUGUGGGACCCAGAAGCUACAAAGACUAUAUCAGCUAGCACUCAAGUACAAGGAGGAGACAUAAAUUUAUAUGAAAAUAUGCGCUGCCAUGGAGUACCCUUGGUCACUAUCAGCAGAGGACGCGUCGUGUAUGAAAAUGGAGUCUUUAUGUGUGCUGAGGGCACAGGCAAGUUCUGCCCACUUCGAUCCUUCCCAGAUUCUGUGUAUAAGAAGCUGGUCCAGAGAGAGAAGAGCUUAAAGGUUAAGGGAGUGGACCGUACUCCCUACCUAGGGGAUGUAGCUGUGGUUGUGCAUGCUGGGAAAAAAGAGAUGGGAACUCCACUUGCAGACACUCCCACCCGGCCAGUCACUCGACAUGGGGGCAUGAGGGACCUUCACGAGUCCAGCUUCAGCCUAUCUGGUUCUCAAAUCGAUGAUCAUGUUCCAAAGCGAGCUUCGGCUCGGAUUCUCGCUCCCCCCGGAGGCAGGUCGAGCGGCAUUUGGUAA